GUGACAGUGCAUUAGUUAAUAGUGGGGGUUAAAGUUAAUCGGUACAAGGGUCUCGAAUUCUAGAAGGGACAUGGCUCUCUACUACCGCUACUACCACUACUACCACUGUAAAGGCUGAGAUUUCGCCUUGUCUAAUUCAAUUUAUUUCUAACCGCCGGUAGAAAACUUCCCCUCCAAAUAAAAAUAAUAUCCUAAACGACGACUUACUAUGAGUCUAUCAAUACGACAUAUACGACAAAUACUUCCAAGGAAAUAAUAUUCUAUAUUUACGAAUAAAUCCAUCAUCGAACAAGCUUGUUACGUCUCCCUUUUUCGGCCGCCACCUUUAGGCGCGCCUCAACUACCUCGCCCAUCAUGUUGCGACUCUUCCGACCGCGACCGAUACCGAAUACCUUGUCGCUCGUAACUCGAUUUCAGGGUUCCAGAAGACCUUCUAGUCAACUUAUUCACGUACAAAGGGUUAAAUUCCAGCGAAGAUGGUUCAAGCCAAGGAAUGUCGUAAUCGCCGGUUGUGUCUACUACUUCUGUUAUCAAGUUUAUAAAUAUUCCAUUAUCGACACUUUAGAUGCGUGGGCAGGCGAACAAGAGAAACGUUUAACGGAAAAGGAGCGAAAAGAGAUGGACGAAGACUUGAUGGAACCUAUAUUUAUUCCUAUCCCUUUUACUACGAAACUAGUUCCUUCCGAUCCUUACAAGGGAACGGACCCAGAGUGGCAGACAUUCAUUAAAGUCAACAAGGAUCCAGAGCUUUUAAGAAGUAUUCAAAGAGGCCUAGCGGAACUUGUACGAAAAACUGCAGCUUCGAAUUCUGUGCUUGUUUCUGGAUGUGGUAAGGAUAUGACAUUAGGAAGAUAUUGGCUUGAUAUACAAUAUCCUCACAGGCCACCACCACACUACGUUCGGAAAGGGAUAGAAAUAGACGACCACCGUAUCUCUAUCGUAGAAGAACAUAUCGAGGGUGCGGUUGCUUCUGUGAUUGAACGUGCUCUUUGGCCUUCAACACUUACCCUAUCAUUAUGGAGUUUUUCUGCGGCGUUGGUGAAACAGAAUCUCUCGAAUUUUGUAAAACUCUUCGGAUACGGAUCGAAUCCUACCCCAGACCCCACGAUACAAAAGACUAUGGAGAAAUUCCAAGAGAGGAUAAGGAAACAAGAGGCCGAAUCCGAUCCCAAAACACGUGACUCCUUAUCAUCUGCAAAAACGCAAGCAACCGAUAGUUCAACGAACUCGACAUCCCCCGUCGAUACCGGAUCCGCCAAAUCGUCACCAGCCCCCGGCUCCACAGCUUCUCCCAGUUCAAGCAUGAGUCCGAUCCCCGUCGUUCCCGGCGCCGAAUCUACUAAACCGAAGAGUGUAAAUAAUAUAUACGGUAUCGAAUACGCACGAGAGCACACCAGUGGGCCUCGGCAGGCUUUCGAGCAAACCUUCUCGCAAACCUGGCGGCCGAUUAGGCACCUACCUCCGCGCGGCGUUAUUAUUGUAUCCGGACUCGUGGAAGUCACUUCGCCGCGUGCUAUAGCCACUAUCGAUGUUCAUGCAUUUUGGGAUCCGAAAACUAAAAAUUUUGAUAUGAGGACGGCGGUUUUCCGUCUUAGACAAUUACGCAGGAGGACACAGACGCCAGCGAGAUGAAGAUAUUGAUUCCAGAUCAUUAUAAUAGGACGACGAGAAAUCACAACGGAUGGCAUUGAUUAGGGCACUUGGCAAGGUCGGCGUUUAGGGAUUGGAAUGAGUAUAGGGGUAAAAUAUAUUCACCUUGGUAGUCGCGCUUGGAAGGAGGGGGAUUCUGCACAGCAUGCAAGCAUAUUAGGGGCGUUUCUGGCUGUUAGGAUUGAAAUAUUCAUUUUUUUCAUAAUUUUGUUUUGUUGUCCCGUUCCAUUAGUAGCCAGCGAGAUUUUGCGACGAGCCUACGUUGGAGAGGGGAGUCUGAGAUGAGACGGCUAGAUACCAUAGAGUCGCAUUAGGAAAGCCGAGGUCUCUUCCCGCUGGAUAGAGAGCUACGAACUGAGAAUAUACUUAGUACCUAAGUACUCGCGAUCUCCUUUUGGUAAUGUG
Hypoxylon trugodes is the source of this 2055-nucleotide messenger RNA. RefSeq lists its product as uncharacterized. The transcript is spliced from 4 exons. The coding region runs from base 355 to 1632 and encodes 425 amino acids. NCBI's taxonomy places the organism in Eukaryota, Fungi, Ascomycota, Sordariomycetes, Xylariales, Hypoxylaceae. The record is from RefSeq and is a predicted model, not a curated record.